Molecule: messenger RNA, 1078 nt
Organism: Hibiscus syriacus
Lineage: Eukaryota; Viridiplantae; Streptophyta; Magnoliopsida; Malvales; Malvaceae
Product: ethylene-responsive transcription factor ERF038-like
Exons: 1
Coding region: 72-752 (226 amino acids)
Biological process (GO): regulation of DNA-templated transcription
Molecular function (GO): DNA binding; DNA-binding transcription factor activity
Source: RefSeq, a predicted model, not a curated record
CAAUUAUAAUAAGAAGCUAGCUUAGCUCCACCUCUCCCAACAAUGCACCUCACAUUUUCAUUUCCAACUCCAUGACACUAUCCACUAUGGAAGUACCACUUGAUGCAGACUUUAAGACUCAAUCAUCCGCGUCUUCUUAUUCAUCUUCUUUUUCUUCAUCACCAUCAUCAUCCCCUCCAGAAUCGACCGGAUUUAAGUCCCGGAGAGCGAAAAAUGCUAAUGAAAGCAAGAGAAAGGUUGAAAACGAUGGGAAACAUCCUACAUACAGGGGAGUGAGGAUGCGUCAGUGGGGCAAAUGGGUGUCUGAGAUUCGUGAACCGAGGAAGAAGUCGAGAAUUUGGCUAGGAACAUUUGUUACGGCCGAAAUGGCAGCUCGAGCACACGAUGUAGCUGCUCUUGCGAUUAAAGGCAAGUCAGCUUAUCUCAAUUUCCCUGAUAUAGCCCACCAGCUUCCCCGUCCAGCUAGUGCAUCGCCCAAGGAUAUCCAAGCUGCUGCAGCUAAAGCUGCCUGCCUCAGCUACAGCAAGAGCCAUGACGUUGAAGCUCCGAUGGUUCCUCCGUCUCAGGCAACGAUUGUGACAUCUUCAAUCAAUAAUGAUGAAGCAUUCAUUGACCUCCCGGAUCUCUUGCUUGACAUGAAUCUUCAAAUUGACGAGUUAUGGGGCUCAGUGUCAUGGGAACUCGCUGCUAAGGAUGAUGCUGUCGAAAAUGAGCUUGAAUAUGAGGAGCCUCGCCUUUGGGAAUAUUGCUAGCGAUAUCAUUUUUUUCUUCGUAACUUAACCCACAAGCAAGGGAAAGAUGGAAUAUUUGCAGGUUUUGGCUCAAAAUUGUUGCUUACCCAAAAAUCCCAUCCUGGAAUUCCAUUGAUUUAAAGGUCACUGUCACUGUUCAUGAUAACAGGGGAGGUUUCUCAAAUGAACAUUGUAAAUAUGAUCAAAUAACAAAAACAGGUGGCCUAAAGUUCUUUCUUUUUAUUGAAUUAUGACUCUUUUUUACCAGCUUUCAGGUGCAUGUUGUAACUUAAUAGAAGUCUGCAUAUGUUGCAGAAGCAAGGCUGCAAGGAUACGUAUAAAGUCGG